This is a messenger RNA of Eurytemora carolleeae, 1812 nucleotides long. RefSeq names its product cell death activator CIDE-3. The transcript has 6 exons. Bases 28 to 507 code for a protein of 159 amino acids. Gene Ontology annotation, biological process: regulation of apoptotic process; apoptotic process. The record is from RefSeq and is a predicted model, not a curated record. Lineage: Eukaryota; Metazoa; Arthropoda; Copepoda; Calanoida; Temoridae.
AAUUUUUUUUCAGACGCAUCCUUUACAAUGGCAGUUCAGAUAGACAGAAAGGAGGACCCAGCACACUCAUUUAAAGAUGGAAGAACGUUUACUAUUAUGGACAAAUUCAGAUCAACUGAAAAAGUUGUGUUUGUCUGGAGUUUACAAGAUCUGAUCCAGCAAGGACGGGAUCUGAUCGGGUACGGGCAGGAGGAGGAGGUUUGGGUUGUACUUGAAGAAGAUGGAACAGAGGUUGAUGAAGAUGAGUAUCUUGAACUUCUACCUGAAAGAACUGCCCUUAUGAUUCUCUCCCGGGAUCAACUCUGGUCUCCAACCCUGACAACCCAUGGAUCCUGCUUCUUUGAGAAUGGCGAGAGUUUACCUGCCAGUUACCUCGCUUCUGCGUUGAUAAACCAUCUCAAGGCAAAUGUUCGUGUACAGUCAAAUUAUGGCGGGAAUAUUGAAGAAGACGACUUUCCAGUUCUGUUUGUCCAAGAGGAAGGGGUCAGUCAGCUGAAACUAAACUAGAAAUAUACUGCGGUCAUAGCAACAAUUACGUUUUUUUACAAAUUUAAUACAAAUAUUAGACAAGGAAUUAAUAAUGCAUGAAAAUAAAAUAUUCGUUUGUCCUCGAAAUCCACAGUUCUACAAAAAUAAUCACCAAACAAACACUUCAUUUUAUUACAAAUAUUCAUGUUAAUAAUAUAUGAUUUGAUUUGAUUUGAAAUAACGAGUUUUCAGCUACUAACAAACACAAAAAGAUUUUAAAAAAUAAUUAAUCACAAUUAUUUGUUUUCAUUAUGCAAAAUAAUUUAAUAGGAAUUUGAAUUUGCACAUCUUAAAAUUGGCAUAAAAAUAGAACUAAAAGACAUCAGUAUUCAAUUGCGCUUUUUUUGGUCUUUCCGAGUUUUAUGAAAAAUUUGAUCAAAUCUAAUCUAAAAAUAUGUAAAAUAUAUUUACUAUUAACAAACAGCUCAACUUUUUCCUCUCCGUUUAUUGGAGAAAGAUAUUGAACAGAUUACACCUUUUUUUCGAAAUCUGAUGAAAAAUUAUUUACUAUAAAUGAAGUUUAUGAACAUGCUUAACAUGUUUAUGGAAGAAACCUAAACUGCCAUAAAACAUAUAUUUGAUUAAUUCUAUAAUUAGAUUUAGAUCAUGACUUCUGUACAACAAAAUGUUGUGAAAAAUUUGCCAUUAGAAAAAUUUAGAAAAUACAAUAACUUAAAGUAGUUAUUGUCCAAGGAUAUCAAAAUAAAUUAAUUCAGUGUCCGAAUUUAAUGAAUUUGAGCCGCGUCUAAAAUCCGCCAAAAACAGGUUUCAAAUGAGCGCCGGCUUCAAUCUUGAAAUAAUGAAUAUGAUUUUAAGUGGAGCCAACCAAAUUCCUUAAAUUCGGCCUUAGUUUCAAUUUUUUUCUUUUCUUUUUAAGUUAAACCAUAGCUUCAGGGUUACUUACAAAGGAAGAGACUAUACAAAAUACUUUUAAUACUUAAUUAAAUGGACUGUUUGCGUAAUUUCAAUAGAAAACUAAAUUCACUUCAGGUUCUUUUUAGUUUCUAAUUGUCAUUUGCAUUCUCAUAUUUUGUGUAGAACUUUUCUUCAUUACUUAAAAAUUGAUUAUAACAAUUAAAUUUAUAAUUUUUUAACAAAACAGUUUUGAACCCAUGCACAAAUAUUAACCUGAAACUUUUUUUUAAAGAACAACAAAAAUUGUAUUGUAGUUAGAAAUUUUUGAAAACUUUUAAAUGUUUUGUUUCUUUUAUUUAUUCUUGUGAAACACACUGGUGCGUUAUUGUAAACAUAUAAUUAGAUACAAAUAAAAAUUAGAUCAAUCUU